Symbiodinium pilosum is the source of this 377-nucleotide messenger RNA. The record is from the annotation of a GenBank genome assembly. Lineage: Eukaryota; Dinophyceae; Suessiales; Symbiodiniaceae.
AUGGACGUCGACUACGAUGACGAGGUCGCGGAGGAGGGUGCGCGACCCGCUGGACGCCGAGUGAAGGGCCGUGGUGGCGAGGAGGAUGAUCGCUACGCAGGCAAAGCCGGGAAGUUUGAGCGUUUGGACGACGAUGACGAUGAGACGGGCGCCGCACGAUCCAUCGAGGGCUGGGUCGUUAUUGUCUCUGGCGUGCACGAGGAAGCUCAGGAGGAUGACAUUUUCGAGGCCUUCUCGGAGUAUGGAGACAUCAAGAACCUGCACCUCAAUCUUGACCGCCGUACAGGUUUCGUGAAGGGCUAUGCGUUCAUCGAGUAUGAGAAUAAGCAAGAGGCAGAUGCGGCUAUCAAGGCCAUGGACGGCAACACUCUGUUGGA